GUACGCAUUGCUCUCGUCGAUUGGCCGUACCCGGGUUCUCUCUCUGCCGAGAGAGAGAGAGAGAAAGAGGGAGAGACAGCGAGCGGAGAGUCGCGACGCGCGAAAAGCACACGCGCGUUUGACAGCGCGAGAGACACGCGUGGGGAGUUUGGUAAUAGAGAAAAAGAAAAGGGAAAAAAAUAGAAGAAAAAAAGUCGGCCGGGUCUUUCAACGCGUGACACCGACGAUCGCGGAAAAUUCGCAGAGAGAAGGAGAGACAGAGAGGGUGAGAGAGGGAGGAGAGAAGAUAGUGCCUGUGUGCUCGGUGAGAUAACGGCGACUUGUGAAUCGCGAUAAUAAUCAGCCGACGAGCAGGGUGACAGUGCGCUUGGCAGCGGCAAGAAGCAAGAGAAAGCGAGAGAGACAGAGGAAGGAAGGAAGGAAGAAGAGAAGGCACUGCGGCACGUUGACGGAGCCCGCGACGACGACGUACGAUUGCUGUCACUAAAGGUAAUCCCGAUUUUUGCACUGCAAUCCUUAAGGGACUUAAUAAGGGAGACCGGGGCUAGUUGGCUGUAGGGGUUGACGAGGCAGAAAUGGCACGGCGGGAGUCGCGGUGAGGAAAGGGCGAGGGUGAAGCCCUCGCAGGAAAAGGGAGCUAUGGUGAAAAGCUUGGGUUUCCUCGCCAGAAGGGCGCCACCUGCCGUCCACCUCCUUUUCGUCGUUCUGCUCGCUCUCGCCCCCGCUUACCACGGCGUGGACCUCUCCCAAUGCAUCGCGCCGCUCGGCAUGGAGUCCGGUGCGAUCCCGGACGUGGAUAUCAACGCCAGUUCCAGCUUCGACACCGGAAACGUCGGUCCCCAACUGGCACGAUUGAAAUCGGAGAAUCUCGGCGGUGCCUGGUGUCCUAAGAACCAAAUCACCAAGGAAGCACGAGAAUGGCUGGAGAUCGACCUCCACACCAUCCAUUUGAUCACAGCUACCGCUACCCAGGGCCGUUUCGGAAACGGCGUGGGCGUUGAAUACGCGGAAGCGUAUCUGCUGGAAUACUGGAGGCCGCGACUGGGUAAAUGGGUUCGAUACAGAAACAUCAAAGGACAGGAGGUAAUACCCGGUAACACGAACACGUAUUUGGAGUCCAAGCACGAGCUGGAGCCGCCUCUGUGGGCGAGCAAGAUCCGUUUUCUGCCCUACAGCUAUCACAGGCGGACGGUUUGCAUGCGGGUCGAGCUCUACGGGUGUUACUGGAGCGACGGCGUGGUGUCCUACUCGAUGCCCCAGGGCGAUAAAAGGGGCAACGGAUGGGAAUUCUUCGACGCGACCUACGACGGACACUGGGACGGCGAGUUGCGCCGUGGCCUGGGUCAGCUGACGGACGGCAGAACGGGGCCCGACAACUUCAAAAUGGGAUACUACGAUAACGAUCGCUCCACCCAGGGCUGGAUAGGCUGGCGGAAUGACACCCGCAACCAGCCGGUCGAGAUCAAGUUCGAGUUCGACAAAGUGCGGGAAUUCUCCGCCGUCCACAUCUACAGCAACAACCAGUUCACCAAAGACGUUCAGGUGUUCUCUCAGAUCGAUAUCCUCUUCAGCAUCGGCGGCAAGUAUUACACGGGCAAGCCCAUUACCUUCACAUACAUGGAGGACAAAAUCUUCGAGUCCUCACGGAAUGUCACGAUCAAGCUCCAUCACCGAGUCGGAAAAUUCGUCAAGCUGCGACUGCACUUUUCGGAUCGGUGGAUCAUGGUCAGCGAGGUGACCUUCGAUUCCGACGUAGCACAUGGCAACUUCACGCCCGAGGAAGCACCGACAACCGAAUCGCCGAUCCAAAGCGACGUCUUCGUCGAGAAGAACGGCGCCGCCGAGGGGGAGCUUCCGGUCUCAACGGCGAAGCACGACGACCCCACGUAUAUGGCGGUCGUGAUCGGCGUACUGACCGCCGUGAUACUUCUGUUGGCCGUGGCGAUAUUUCUGAUUGUUUCACGGCACCGGCAACGCAAGUGUUUCGCCAGCCCGAUGACCGGCAAAGCCCCGUCUCACUUGGGCUCCACCUGCGCCACCGUCGAGAAAGGCGCCGCGCUGAUGGCAUACACGUUGGAGGACGAUGAGAGAUACGCGGGCGGUUCGUUACCGACUCUGCCGCUCGACCUCGGCAAUCGUCUCCUGGACAUCGUGAAGCUGGACGACUACCAGGAGCCGUACCAGGCGCUGAAGUACGCGCCCUACUACAGCUACAGCACCGUCGUUAUGGAGAUGAAAGACAUGAUGCUGAACAACAAGGGCACCAACAUCAAUCACUCAGCGGUGUACGCGAACGGUGCAGUUGACACGUCGUACGAUUAUGCGGUACCGGAACUCGGCACAGUGCCCCUGCUCAAUCAGGACGCCGGCGUCGGCCGCGGGGCGACCGUCUCCAACGCCAGCGGCGACCAGGACAGCCUCUUCUCCAAGAGCUCGCGCGGCACGAAGACCGAGGACAAGAAGUCGCCGACUCAACAGGAGGUACUCUCGGCCCUGAAGAGACGUCUGGAGCAGACCAGCGUACCGCUCUUCCCACGGCAUCGCCUCCGCAUGCUCUCCAAGCUCGCCGAAGGGGCGUUCGGCACGGUAUACGUGGCGGAAGCUGAAGGGAUCCCGGAGUACGGCACGACGACCACCCUCGGCAAGCGACUCGUCGCCGUCAAGUUUUUACUGCCGGAAGCCAGCGAGAAGGAAAAGUUGGACUUCCAAAGGGACGUGAGGAUCUUGGCCGCUCUGGAAGAUCGCAACAUCGCACGGGUCCUGGGUGCUUGUUACCGCGAGGAGCCGUACUGCGUGGUGAUGGAAUACCUGGAACACGGGGAUCUCUGUCAGUUCCUCAAAACGCAUAUCACUGCCGAGGACGCGCAUUCCAUGCCGAUUGGCGUCAAGACACUUAGUUUCAACUGUCUCAUCUACAUGGCGGCGCAGAUCGCGUCGGGCAUGCGGUAUCUGGAGAACCUGAACUUCGUUCAUCGGGAUCUGGCUACUAGGAACUGUUUGGUUGGCAAGGCGUACCACAUCAAGAUCUCGGACUUUGGCACGGACAACGAAUUAUACUCCUGCGACUACUACAAGGUGGACGGGGCCAUGCCGUUACCAGUACGAUGGAUGGCUUGGGAGUCAAUAUUUCUGGGGAAGUACACGACGAAGAGCGACGUGUGGGCGUUUGCAGUCACUCUGUGGGAGAUCCUGAACCUGGGCAGACGCGUGCCAUACGAGCACCUGUCGGACGAGGAGGUGGUGCAGAGCCUGCGGCAGCUGCAUCACGCCGCCGACUGCGGCAGCAACGGCAGCAGCAACGUUAACCCGGAAGACAGUUGCAAGGAGGAUUUGGGCGGCGGCGUCAGCAACGGCAGCAACGUCGGCAACGGCUUCGAUUACUUGCCGCGGCCCACUGCCUCCUCCAAGGAUAUCUACGACCUGAUGCUCGAGUGCUGGCGGCGGGAGGAGAACGAGAGACCGACCUUCCGCGAGAUAUCGCUCUUCCUGCAGCGGAAAAACCUGGGCUACGCGCCGACGUCCUGAUAUUGAGCCCCGAACAACAACAACUCCGGCGAGCACGACGACUUUCUCCACGGUCAUCCCGCGGGAUUCCAGGACGGGCCGGCGACGGGCCCGGAAGCGUUGGGUCGGCGAGCGUGCGACGACGGGCUGCGUCCUCGAUCGAGGAAUCGCAGGCACCGAGUGACCGUCGAGUGAGGAUGAACAGAGGAACGGAGGGACGAAGGUGGAGGAGGAGGCGGCAAGAACAACGAAGGGAACCUCCGUGAGAGAAAGAAACGAACGUCUCGGGGAGGGCGAAUUGUUGUAGCAUCUCGCUCAAGCGACAUCGAAAUGACAAGUACAACGACGAUGGCGAUGAUCCGUUACCGUCUCCGUCUCGACGAAACGGCGGGAUCCGGGGGAUCUAUUACUCCGUGCGACCCGGAAUCCGUCGUCCCGCGACCUCGUCGCGCACCUUCGGACAACGAGUAUACCGUAGCGGGCAGGAAGUAACCCUUAGGAUAGCUAGGAGAGUAAGGAAGCGCGCGGAGGAGCCUCUCGCUCCCUCCAACGGAGGCUCCCGACGCCUCUCGGAAUUUAUACUGUUAUAUCGUUCGCACGUGCGCACCACGAGGACACGACGACCUCCGUGGGAUCCUGAUAGCGGCGCCAGUAACAGUGACUACUAGUGCUGCUUUGCCGCAGAUGCUGUCUUCUCCGGAAGCCUCGAAGAGUCCUGGUCGCCGCGAGAAGUGCGAAUCUCACCGGAAGGAGGAGAAGCAGAGAGACGGAGCUGUUUCCCUUAAGCAGGCGACAAAAACGGAAGAGGACGAGAGAAAAAAAAGAGAGAGAGAGAGAGAGAGAGUGAAGAGUAAUAAAGCGAGACGACGGACCGUGAAUCUGCGAACACGACAAUCGGACGAGAGCACAAUAAAAAGAAAAAGCUUGCCCGUCGUAGAUGAUAGCAGCUACGCGUAAUCCACGGGGAAUCGACGCGUGCAUGUGCGUGCUUAUCGAAGAGAGACAACGACAACGAUGAAGUACGCGAGAUCGCGUGAAAAAUUUUCUUCUUUCUCUCUCUCUCUCUCUCUCUAUCCUGCGAUCUCGUCGACGACUUAUAGGAGCAAUACGCGUGUAAUUAAUAUAAUAAUGAUAAUACACAGCUACGAACAUUCCUGCGAGGAUGGCUGGGUCUCGUAAUCCCGUUUGGCCGCGUGGCAAUUAUUGUGAGAGAGAGAAAGAGAGAGAGAGAGCGCACGCAAUACCCGAAAGAUAGGGGAGAGAUCGUUUACUCAAAAAGAAUAAUUAGCUGGAUCUCUCUCCGAUGAGAAUUAUAUAUCGUUUCGAGUAAGAAAGAUUUAACAAAGAAAGAGAGAGAGAGAGAGAAGUGUGACAUCGACGGUACGGCAAUACAUAGUGCGACUAUACCGAUAUUAGACGUUAAAAUUACGAUGACUGUUCGAGUUAAUGAUCAUAAAGAAAAGGAAGCGUUAUAAAUAUGAGUGUACUCGUGAACGAGUGGAUGCCUAUUUCCUGCCCUGUCCAUUCCCUCCCCUCCCUUUCCCCAAACGUCCCCUUCUAUUCUUCUCUAUCAUCACUCCCUUUUGCUAUCUUUGAACGUGUAUAUCGUAAUAUCGUCCCAGGUACUCUGGAUCUCUAAUUGUGAAACGAAUCUACUUUGUACGAGUGUGCGUGCGUGUGAUUUACAUCGCGAAAUCCUUUAUCGUCAUAUGAGACGCAUAACAUAUCGCGCGAGACGACGGAGAACGGCGUGAUCGUGUGCAUGUAGCCGCGUUUCGAGCGACGUAAUCGCCGAUCGAGCGGGAACCGAGAGAAUCGUCUCGCGCUUUUUCGCGAGACGCUAUUUUUUCGCCUGCGUGUAUCCGAAUUUUCGCGUACAUAUAAGUAGCGCGUACAAUAAUAUAGCACGCGGAGAGUGUGUAACGUAUAAGUCGACGUGAGAAUGUACGCUGUCGAAGGGUGUGCGGCGGUAGAGAGGAAGCUCUUGUACCGGCGGCGGGGGCAGGUAAGACGGUCGAGUGACUGUAAGAUUUCUCGAUAGUAAAUGUUUUCUUCGAAACGUGUCGCUAUUUCAAUCAACAGUUUAAACGAAAUAAAAAAAAACACACAGUUUUUACGUGGAGGAAACUACGUUGAUGUCGUGUAAACUCUAGACCGAGUAUCUCGUAAGUCUCAUAACUUAAGUGCGCGGAAGGAACACAGGCGAUAAGGGGGUAAAACGCGUUCUACCUGUUCUCAAUAUCGGGAGAUCAGUAAUAGGUUUUACGUAUCAUCACUAUGACACAUCAUAAUUGUAACUUUAUAACGAUAGGCGGGAUCAAUGAAAAAAAUUAGAAUAUUGUACAUAUACAUAGGCGCACUUACGUAUGUGUGUAUGUGUAUGCGUGCGUAUGUGUGUGGUUGGUUAGUUGAUUGGUUGGUAAGGAGAGUAAUCCAUAUUGCGAUUCUCGCGAAAAAAUGAGAGAGAGAGAGAGAGAGAGUGAGAGUGAGAGAAUGGACGAGACCGGGCGGAAUCGAGAAGCGAAUCGUAUCUGUCCGUGCGCGAGAGAGCGUGUUUCACGUUUUACACUCUUACACGUGCAUUCGGUGUUAACGUGCGGACAGAGGGAGAAAAAAAGAGAAAAAUAUGAGAAAAGAGAAUGAGAGGAAACGUACGAAAAUUGUUUAGCUCCAGAAUCGACGAGACGUUCGUGACGCGAGGUGACGGACGUGCGACGAAAGUUCGACAUAUCGGAACGUUCUUUGCUGUGAAAUUUCAACGAGAAUCGGAAUGGAGAAAAACGGAAUGAUACCCGAAAACGGGAACACGAUCUCGCAUCCUCUGAACACGUCGGCGGCGCUUGUCGAUGACGACGACGACGAAUUCGCCCGGCGUUAACGCGUCAGACAACACCGUCUCCAAUCGUAUUCCGGUGUAAUUUCGAAUCAAUACCUUUUUAGGUUCCGCGUAUUUAUAUACAUCAGAUGGAUAUACUAUUAUUAUAAACUUAUGCGAGACAUUUAGCGGAUAGGCGAUGUUACCGUUAUAUCAUUAAAAUACUAUUUAUAUAAAUUAAACGUAAUACCGCGUAAUAAGGAGUAGAGAUGAUGACACGGAGGCAUAGCCACACGUAGUUGAGGUACUCGCGUUGAAUUUAAACGUAACUGGAAUUGCUUCUACAUCCUCCUCCACCGAGGGACCGUGGAGUGUCCAAAGCGAAUGAACGAACAGCAAAAAGAAAACCACAGAAAAAUUAGAAGAGAAAAGAAACAAAAAUUGCACACGUACCCACACAUAUACACGCACAUAUACGAUCAGAUGAAUCCGCGCAUGCGCGCGUAAAUUUUGAAAUAAUAGAGAUUUACAGGGAAGGCUUAUCUUUAGAAUGCUACCAACCUUCGAUUUUGAUGAAAUUUUACAGAUAUUUUAUACUUAUUAAAUGUAGUAAAAUAUUGUGCGGAAUUGCGGAAAUACCCUGUUUCCGAGAAAUUCAAAUUUUAAUAAUUUGAAGAAAUAAAUAGAAUUCAAAAAUAUUUUAUUAAUGUAUUAAGAAAUCAUGCAUAUAAUGUUGACAACAUAUGAACGUCAUAAAAAAAAAGAAAUCAAAGAAGCUCAUUUCCUUACAUUUUUCAAUGUAAUCAGCAUAUGAAUAAUAAUAACACAGUUAUUAACAUAUACCAAGGUUAAAAUUAUUAAGGAUGAAUCCUUUAUUCGGCAUAUUUACCUAGUUUACUAAUACGCUAAUAAAUUGAAAAAUUUCUGCAAAAUAUAUUUGAAUUCUAAUUAUUUCUUCAUAUCGAAAUGUUGGAAAACGUUAAUUAAGCCGAGUAAUUAAAAUUUGUAUUUCUCGGAAACUAGGCAUUUCCGCAACUUCGCACUUGUGACUUCGACCACAUUUAGUUAAUACUACGUACCUGUAAAAUUUCAUCAAUGUCGGGGAUGAGUAGCUUACUAAAGUCUUACCAUAAGCAACACCGAUUUUUUCAUCUUGCUAGAAAGAAAGAGACAGAGGGGGGAGGAAACGAGAUAAAAAUAAUAAUGGCGCCGGUCGAUCGAUGUGAGUCGAGCGUUAAUUACGAACACGUGAUUUACGUAAUUUUUGCGUAAAAAUGAGAGAGAAAAAGAUGGAAAGAGUACCGGAUCGCGACAUAUACGUAUAAUUUUGUGCCAUCGCGCAAGGAACCGCGGUUGAUCGAUUGGUUAAAUUCGCCACCGGUUGUGACUGAGUUGAAAACAAUAAUAAUAAUGAUAAACCAAGCUGCCGUCGUUGCGGUACGCGUUUUUAGUCCGAAGCAGACUGCCAUUACCUACCUACUACCUAGGAAGACGAUAAUAGAAAGAACGAAUUGUAGUUGCGUUUAGAUUCGCCAACAUAAGCAUAACGCUGCCUUUGGCUAUAUUGUUGCCCCUUACUGCUAACGAGUAACUCACUUGUCUACUCAUGUGAUAAUUUAGUAUAUCUCUACGUACCUACCUGUACCUACCAAUUCGCGGAGAUCUUCGUGGCGAAAGGAUUAUCUCGGUGUGCUUUCUCUCUUUUCUCCACUUCAUCGCGAAUUUGGUUCCCGGCAAAUCAGCCGAGACGGUAAGUCGAUUGAUCCUCUUGAUAGAAAUUUGAAACGCGGACUAAUUGCGAGAAUCGAUCGGGAACUCGAGGAUUUCACCAAUUUAGGCCAAACAGCUCCACCGAGCGCAUAAAUUCGGAAAGCGGCUCUGCUUCGGAAUCUCUUGAAAAUCGCGACAAAAUAUGAUGGCGACACAAUCGGUCAUGAGUCGCAAACGAAUCAAUGAAUGAACGAGUCAACACGCAUAAUCCUUUCCCUACGCGAAGACUCGCUAUUAUAAUCUAGAUAGCUUACUUCUACCUAGUGUGCCCUUUUUCCAGUGGUGGUUGAUUAUAUUCUUUGCGGACAAUUCGAGCUCUGCCAAUGGCGUCAUCGGGGUAAUAAAUCGUUCAGAAUCACGAUAUCUCCGAAAGAGAGGGAGAAAGAGAGAGAUAGAAGCGACAGCCGGACACAUUUGGCUCGUGCGUUCCGGAAUAUAUACGAGUGUACACGCUAGGUCGGUGCGAGAUUUCGUUUCUUUGAAGGCCUCAAGUGUCGACAGGCUCAACCUUAAUUGCAACGACGUCUCGAGAGCCCUCAUAUCGCGACACACACACACACACACACACACGCUGCUGAUUCCUUCGGUAUAUGUAUUUUUAAACACACUCAUGAUCGACAAUCACGCUUGCCUCGGGAUUUAGGGGAUAUAUUUAGCGCUGAUCGCGAUUUUCUUCGAAACACCACCCACGAGCAACGGUAUUUAUUAGCAUUUCGCUAAUAGCUUGUUCCACGAGACGCGUGACUGCGGUUCUCACACAGACUGGGGGAAUUGAUUUUCAUCGGUGGAAAAAAACACGCACGAUAAUUUCUUCAGCACGCGAUAGGAGGAAUAUCAUCGCCCGUUUCUUCGCCUACGACAGCCGAACACGACGUGGACGAUCAUUUGCGCGACCAUGCAACGAAUCUCAACGCUUUCUCAAGGCAGAAACGAACGUUGGUGAACUCCGCGAAUACUGUACUUGUCGUUGAUUUCGGUGUACCUUCUUCCGCCGCGAACGACUCAAGUCGCGCGCACUGUAUACGGUCGUCGUGUUAUUUGUCUUUCGGUCAAUCUCAUUUGUCGCGUGAUAUAUCGGGACGAUCAGGUGGAAAACCGUAUCGUGUACAAAAAGCAGCGCCGCGAUGGGAGGAUCGACGAGGAUGAUCGCGGCGAUGAAAACGAUUGUACGAUGUUGCGCCACAAUCACGUCACGCGUAUACGUGCGCCACGAGUAAACAUUUGUUUCCGCGCGAGCACACGACAAACUAUGAUUUCGAUAUAAUACCUGAUUGUUGACCUCUAUCGGUGGAAUUGCGGGGGAGUCUACAGGUAAUUGCGGGAAAACUGGGGAGAGCUCAUCUAGUUGUAUCUUCUAUCCAGGUAGGGGCAACGCUCGGCCACGCUUGAUGAUCUCGAACGUUCCCCUCUCCCUCUUUCUACCCCCUCGCGAAGGGACUCGGGGAAAUCAUUCCUCGGGGAUCGCGAAGGAGGACCCAUUUCCGAACUUUGAGCGAGGGAUGAGGGAGAAACUCGAGAUCGGCGAAACCGAAACCACCGGUGGGUUGCCCAUAACCUGUUCUAACGCUAUCGAACCUUGAUCGUUAUAGUCAUAAAAUUAUUUUGUACUAAGAACUGUUUAUAAUUUUGUAUCUAAUCUCUGUAAAUAUCAAGCAGAUUGUCUAUGAGUAAUAAAGCUUAAACAAACUCGAUUUAAGUAGACUAUAUAUAUAUAAAUAUAAAUAUAAACAGGAAGAAAAGAAGUAUAUAUAUAUAUAUAUAUAUAUGAAAAAAAUAUAUAUAUGAAAAUAUAAGUAUUUAUAAUAUAUCUAUAUUUUAACUAGUCAUAAGGCAGCAAUCGCGAAGAGAUGUAAGUAAAUUUCGCAUAAGCGCGGAUCGGUAACGUAACAAUGUACAACGAUUUAGGAAAUAUUUGUAUCAUAAAGACGACACAAUUAAGGGACAAAUCAUAAAAAAAAGUAUACAUGUUACUCAGUAGCCGUGUGUGUGUGAUGCGUAUAUGUACAUGUGUGUGUG
Dinoponera quadriceps is the source of this 10105-nucleotide messenger RNA. Its product is annotated as discoidin domain-containing receptor 2-like. Lineage: Eukaryota; Metazoa; Arthropoda; Insecta; Hymenoptera; Formicidae. The coding region runs from base 640 to 3525 and encodes 961 amino acids. The transcript has 17 exons. Gene Ontology annotation, biological process: positive regulation of kinase activity; protein phosphorylation; cell surface receptor protein tyrosine kinase signaling pathway. The record is from RefSeq and is a predicted model, not a curated record. Gene Ontology annotation, cellular component: signaling receptor complex. Gene Ontology annotation, molecular function: protein tyrosine kinase collagen receptor activity; ATP binding; collagen binding.